This is a messenger RNA of Acanthosepion pharaonis, 2721 nucleotides long. Lineage: Eukaryota; Metazoa; Mollusca; Cephalopoda; Sepiida; Sepiidae. The record is from the annotation of a GenBank genome assembly.
AUGCUAUAUCAUUGGUUUGGUUUGUUUGUUAACGGCAUAUUCAACCUCAAUGGGUUAUUCAUAAUUCGACAAAUCUAUCUAUCAUCUAUCUAUCUAUGUAUCUAUCUAUCUAUCUAUCUAUCUAUCUAUCUAUCUAUCUAUCUCUACAGUACAUAUGGGUUUGGUUUGGUUUUGUUUUACGGCAUAUCAACCCUCAAUGGGUUAUUUAAUGCCGACUCUUCCAUAUCUAUCUAUCUAUCUUUGUCUCUCUAUCUAUCUAUCUAUCAUCUAUCUAUCUAUCUAUCUCAGUACAUAUGGUUUUGGUUUGUUUGUUUUACGGCAUAUCAACCCUCAAUGGGUUAUUUAAUGCAUCGAUCAUCUUCAUCUAUAUAUCUAUCUAUAUCUAUCAUAUGGGUUUGGUUUGUUUAUUUUUUACGGCAUAUCAACCUCAAUCUAUUUCUAUCAUAUCUAUCUAUCUAUUUUAUCUAUCUAUCUAUCUAUCUAUCUAUCUAUCAUAUCUAUCUAUCUCUAUCUAUCUAUCUGUCUAUCUAUCUAUCUAUCAUCUCAGUACAUAUGGGUUUGGUUUGGUUUGUUUUUUACACAUCAACCUCAAUGGGUUAUUUAAUGCCGACUCUUCAUAUCUAUCUAUCUAUCUUUGUCUAUCAUCUAUCUAUCUAUCUAUCUAUCUAUCUAUCUAUCUAUCUAUCUCAGUACAUAUGGGUUUGGUUUGUUUGUUUUUACGGCAUAUCAACCUCAAUGGGUUAUUUAACGCCGACUCUUCAUAUCUAUCUAUCUUUUUCUAUUCAUCUAUCUAUUAUCUAUCCAUCUAUCUAUCUAUAUAUCUAUCUAUCUCAGAUUGGGUUUGGUUUGUUUUGUUUUACGAUAUAUCAACCCUCAAUGGGUUAUUUAAUGCCGACUCUUCACAUCCAUCUAUCUAUCUUUGUCUCAUUCAUCUAUCUAUCUAUCUAUCUAUAUCUAUCUAUCUAUCUAUCUAUCUGGUUACAUAUGGGUUUGGUUUGGUUUGUUUUACGGCAUAUCAACCUCAAUGGGUUAUUUAAUGCCGACUCAUUUAUCUAUCUAUCUAUCUAUUCAUCUAUCUAUCUAUCUAUCUAUCUAUCUAUUCAGUACAUAUGGGUUUGGUUUAUUUUGUUUUACGGCAUAUCAACCUCAAUGGGUUAUUUAAUGCCGACUCUUCACAUCUAUCUAUAUCUUUGUAUCUAUCUAUCUAUCUAUCUAUCUAUCUAUCUAUCUAUCUAUCUCAGUACAUAUGGGUUUGGUUUGAUUAUUUAUUUAUUUAUCUAUCUAUCUAUCAUCUAUCAAUCUAUUACAUACAUACAUUUUUGGUUUGGUUUGUUUGAAUACAAUAUCAACCUCAAUGGGUUAUUUAAUGCCGUUUCUUCAUAUUACAUCUAUCUAUCUUUGGGGUUAUUUAAUCUAUCUAUAUUUCUAUCUAUCUAUCUAUCUAUCUAUCUAUCUAUCUCAGUACAUAUGGGUUUGGUUUGUUUGUUUUACGGCAUAUCAACCUCAAUGGGUUAUUUAAUGCCGUCAAUACAUUAUCUAUCUAUCUUUUGUCUCGAAUCUAUCUAUCCAUCUAUAUCUAUCUAUCUAUCUAUCUAUCUAUCUAUCUCAGUACAUAUGGGUUUGGUUUGGUUUGUUUUACGGCAUAUCAACCUCAAUGGGUUAUUUAAUGCCGACUCUUCAUAUUCAUCUAUCUAUAUUUGUUCUCUAUCUAUCUAUCUAUCUAUCUAUCUAUCUAUCUAUCUCAGUACAUAUGGAUCUAUCUUUGUCUCCAUCUAUCUAUCUAUCUAUCUAUCUAUCAUCCAUCUAUCUAUCUAUCUCACUGAAACUCUUCAUAUAUCUAUCUAUCUAUCAUUUUUUGUCUACAUCUAUCUAUUUAUCUAUCUGGGCAUCUAUCUAUCUAUCUAUCUCAGUACAUAUGGGUUUGGUUUGGUUUUGUUUUGGCAUAUCAACCUCAAUGGGUUAUUUAAUGUAAAACUCUUCAUCUAUUCAUCUAUCCAUCUUUGUCUCUAUUCAUUCAUCUAUCUAUCUAUCUAUCUAUCUGUUUAUCUAUCUAUCUAUCUAUCUAUCUAUCAAAUGGAUUCAUCUAUCUAUCAUCAUACAUAUGGGUUUGGUUUGUUUGUUUUACGGCAUAUCAACCUCAAAGGGUUAUUUAACCCGACCUUCAUAUUCAUCUAUCUAUCUUUGUCUCAUCUCAUUCUAUCUAUCACAUCUAUCUAUCCAUCCAUCUAUCUAUCCAUCUAUCUAUCUAUCCAACAGUACAACUUUUUGUUUUACGGCACUAUCAACCUCAAUGGGUUAUCUUUAAAUAUUUACUCUUCAUAUCAUAUCUAUCUAUCGUUUGUCUCUAUCCAUCCAUCUAUCCAUCUAUCCAUCCAUUCAUCUAUCUAUCUAUCCAGCACAUAUGGGUUUGGUUUGGUUUGUUUUACACAUCAACCCCCACCACAUUUUUUAAUGCCGUCUCUUCACAUCUAUCUAUCUAUCUUGUCCCAUCCAUCUAUCCGGAUCUAUCUAUCCAUCUAUCAUAUCUAUCAUCUAUCUAUCUAUCUAUCAUCUAUCUAUCUCAAAAUCCAUCUAUCUAUCCAUCUAUCUCAGUACAUAUGGGUUUGGUUUGGUUUGUUUGACGGCAUAUCAACCUCAAUGGGUUAUUUAAUGCCGACUCUUCAUAUCUAUUCAUCUAUCUUUGUCUCAUCUAUCUAUCUAUCUAUCUAUCUAUCUAUCUAA